UUUUUUUUUCGUGCUCAUCCAUUAUCUCUCUCCUUCUUCACUGUCCAUUUUCCUCUUCUCGAAUCGCUAUCGAACGGAUUGGGACGAACACUUUUCCUCCGGGAACGCUUGCUCUGCUGAUUUCUCGCUCCUAGUCUCCUUCUUCCGGCGAGCAUUACCCGGGAGCCUGGAGGAAUCCGGAGAGAUCCUCCCGUUGAUCUAGGGUUUUUUUUUUCCUUUCUCUCUAGAUUUGAAUCGGCCGUUGCUUUCGUUUUUUGUUUUUUUUGCGCGCUCUGAUCGGAAGUUCUGUCUCGGCGUGGAGGAUAUCCCGAUUGUUUCUUCCUGGCUUGGCUCGAGAUCCCGGGCCAAGCACAGAAGAACCGCUUCACCGUUUCCGGAUUCACUUCCCUUUCUUCGCUCCUCUCUUCAGACUCGGCAAGCUGACUGCGGCGGCAGAGAGGGGGAAAAUGCGAGAGCGCAAGUGUGUUUUAGUGGUCGAGUGUUUUUGUUUUGGCAAGGUGGAGUUCCAGAUGUUUAGAUAUCCGUGUUGAGCUUCAGAUCGUUGCGAAUCGAGAUGCAGAAGGUAUUGUACAGGAUUCGUUGUGUAAAUGGCGUCGAAUGAGGGAUUUCUAACUGAUGAGCAAAGAGAAGUGUUAAAACUUGCCUGUCAGAACGCAGACAACUUGGCUUCACCGCCUAAAAGCUUGUCCUCUUCACCUAAAUCCCCUUCAGGGUUGCGUCCUGAACACUUCGUGAGAGUUCCUGGUGCUGGCAAAGCAUCCACAGGUGGGGCUGGUGGCAGGCAUGUAAAGCGAUCGCACUCUGGCAAGUACGGGAGAGCAAAGAAGGAUGGUGCUGGUGGCAAGGGAACAUGGGGGAAGCUUCUUGAUACAGAGGGUGAUAUCCAUAUUGAUCGCAAUGAUCCUAAUUAUGACAGUGGAGAGCAGGAACCCUAUAAACUCGUUGGGGCUACCUUAUCUGAUCCCUUGGAUGACUACAAGAAAGCCGUUGCUUCCAUUGUAGAAGAGUAUUUCAGUACUGGGGAUGUAGAAGUUGCAGCAUCAGACCUCAGAGAACUUGGAGCCAGUCAAUAUCAUCCAUACUUUAUCAAGAGGCUCAUCUCCAUGGCCAUGGAUAGACACGACAAGGAGAAGGAAAUGGCUUCCGUUUUACUGUCCUCGCUAUAUGCUGAUGUUAUAACUCCUGCACAAAUCCGGGAUGGUUUCGUCAUACUUCUCGAAUCUACUGAUGACCUUGCUGUAGAUAUCUUGGAUGUUGUAGAUGUCCUUGCUUUAUUUGUAGCGCGGGCCGUGGUUGAUGAGAUACUCCCACCUGCUUUUCUCCCACGGGCAAAGAAAACUAUUCCUGAAGCGUCGAAGGGAUUUCAGGUUCUAUUGACUGCUGAAAAAUCCUACCUUUCAGCUCCUCACCAUGCUGAGCUUGUGGAGAAUAGAUGGGGUGGUAGCACUCGUAACACUGUUGAAGAGGUGAAGAAGAAGAUUGCCAGUCUGUUGAGGGAAUAUGUCGAGAGUGGACAUGCUGUUGAGGCCUGUAGAUCCAUUCGAGAGCUAGGGGUUACAUUCUUCCAUCAUGAAGUUGUGAAGAGAGCUUUAGUUCUUGCAAUGGAGAUCCAAACUGCUGAACCACUCAUAUCCAAGCUCCUGAAGGAAGCUUCAGAGGAAGGCCUCAUAAGUCCUAGUCAAAUGACCAAAGGCUUUGCUCGGUUGGCAGAGAGCCUCGAUGACCUUGCACUCGACAUUCCAUCUGCCAGACCCCUUUUCCAAUCUAUCGUUUCUAAAGCCAUCUCAGAAGGAUGGCUGGAUGCUUCCUUCUCAAACAAUUCAGGUGAAGAUAGGGAACCACAAGCUGAAGCCGCGAAGUUGAAGCGCUACAAAGAGGAGGUUGUUGCAGUUAUCCAUGAGUACUUCGACUCCGAUGAUAUCCCUGAACUGAUCAGGAGUUUGGUAGAUCUCGGUUUGCCGAAGUACAAUCCGAUAUUCUUGAAACGGCUUAUAACCCUUGCCAUGGACAGGAAAAACAGGGAGAAAGAGAUGGCAUCUGUUUUGCUCUCGGCGCUUCACAUAGAGAUCUUCUCCACAGAAGAUAUAGUUGAUGGCUUUGUCAUGCUCUUGGAAUCAGCUGAAGAUACCGCGCUCGACAUCCUGGAUGCCUCGAACGAGCUGGCCUUGUUUCUAGCCAGGGCCGUGAUAGAUGACGUGCUGGUACCUUUGAAUCUAGAGGAGAUAGGUGGCCAGCUGCCGCCAAACAGCAGCGGGAGCGAGACUGUGAAAAUGGCCAGAUCUCUCAUCACUGCCCGCCACGCUGGCGAAAGGCUCCUGAGGUGUUGGGGAGGCGGGACCGGGUGGGCCGUGGAAGAUGCAAAGGACAAGAUCACGAAGUUGUUGGAGGAGUACGAUAGCAGUGGCGGAGUGGGAGAGGCGUGCCAGUGCAUCCGCGACUUGGGGAUGCCGUUCUUCAACCACGAGGUGGUGAAGAAGGCGCUGAUCAUGGCGAUGGAGAAGAAGAACGACAGGAUGCUGGACCUGCUCCAGGAGUGCUUCAACGAAGCGCUGAUCACCACCAACCAGAUGACGAAAGGGUUCACUCGUAUCAAGGAAGGGCUCGACGAUCUCGCUCUCGACAUACCAAAUGCGGAGGAGAAGUACGCCUUCUACGUCGAGUAUGCCCAGAAGAAGGGCUGGCUUCAGGCAUCGUUUUAGACCCUAGAUGGCCCUUUUUUUACUUGAGAAGCACGCAGCGCUCCUUGUACUGGGUUUAGAUAGACGAGUAUGAGAGAUGUAUUAGAUUCCUCUGAUACGAUUGUUUCUCCUUGUUUUUUUUUUUCUUCCUUAUCUUUGGUUCUGGGUUCUGUUGGUGUUUCAGGAAAGGGUCAAACGAGGGAAUUGUUUUAUGAUCCAAGCCAAUGUACAAAGUUGGUUUCUCAUAUUUACCAAGUAGCUUUUAUCUUCACACUUGAAUUAGAUAAUUAGCACCGGUAAAUAUCAUUACAUCAAUCUCAU
Messenger RNA from Linum tenue, 2999 nucleotides. Lineage: Eukaryota; Viridiplantae; Streptophyta; Magnoliopsida; Malpighiales; Linaceae. The record is from the annotation of a GenBank genome assembly.